UUCGCACCGGAUACAGGAAGUGUUUUCAGGCUGACUCGCGUCUCGUCCUUGACUGCCCCACGUGAGGAAGUUCUACCUUUGCCAUUGACAACAAAUUAAUUGAAUUAAAUGAAAUUAAUGCUGUUCAUGCGCGCCUCUGACGAACAUUAAUCAUCUCAUUUUCUUCCCGCGUCGCGUUUGAGAGCCUUUAAACUGCGCAACACUCAGUUGCUAGCAUGUCUCGUAGCUGUCGGUCAGUGUUGGCGUUGUUACACAGGUGUGUGGCGGCGAGUCACGUGACCCUGUCCGCCAGGUGUGGUUUCGUUCCGAAUUCCACGUUGACGUCCAAGACCCGGACGGACUCUCUCCGGGGACUACAUCUCGCAGUGCGGCGCAGCCUGUGCAGCAAGGCACCUGAGGAAGAUAAAUAUCCUCCCCUGCCAGACUAUCAGGUGCCGGAGCAGCCCGAGAAGAAGGAUGUGUACAUUGUCCAGGUCCAAGGUCUGCCGUGGGCGUGCACGGCCCAGGACGUAGCGCGCUUCUUCUCAGAGUGUCGGAUCCGGGAAGGCGUGUCGGGCGUCCACAUGACCGUGGACAGCCAGGGCAGGCCGUCGGGACGCGCCUUCGUGGAGCUGGAGCACGAGGAGGACGUGAGGAAAGCCUUGGAGAAGCACCGACAGUACCUCGGACCUCGCUACGUGGAAGUUUACGAAAUAACAGACAGCAAUGCGGAAGAAAUCCUGAAGAAAACGACCCAGUCUCCUGAGGAAAGUCGGGUGGUCCGACUCCGAGGUCUUCCGUUCUCCUGCACCGAGAACGACAUCGUCCUCUUCUUUUCUGGUCUGGACAUCAUCAAGGAAGGCAUCACCAUUAUCACAAACCGCAAAGGAAGGAACACGGGGAAAGCCUUCGUGACGUUUGCCACGCAGGAAGCAGCUGACGAAGCCCUGCAGAAGGACAGACAGCUAAUUGGGGAAAGGUACAUCGAGGUGUUUCCCAGCACGAGCCAGGAGCUUCAGUCCAGAUGGAGGGGUCCAUCGUCACCAAGCAGCGAGGUCACCAAGAAGAGGGUCUCUCCUCUACACACAGCCGUCAGACCCGUUGCUGCACCACGGCCUUCAAAGACCUCCAGACUGCCAUCACAUUACGUCCACUUGAGAGGACUUUCUUACCACGCGUCUGGAGAAGACAUCGUUCAGUUCUUCUCCCCGCUGUCGGUGUCCAUGAUCCGACUCGAGCUCGGUCCAAACGGGAGGCCGAGCGGCGAGGCCGACAUUUACUUCGACUGCCACGAGGACGCGGUGGCGGCCAUGUCCCACGACAGAAUGAACAUAGGUGGACGAUACAUCGAAUUGUUUCUGAACUCUGAUUCUGAUGAUGAAAGGUAAAAGAAAUACCGGAACGUCGGCUUGUAAACCAGCAAAGUGCCCAAAUCCACAAGCGUGAGACUGCGGCAUAUUUAUUUAUGUAUGACAGCAAACAUUACAAAUAAAGCAACAAGAAUGUU
Messenger RNA from Nerophis lumbriciformis (worm pipefish), 1486 nucleotides. RefSeq names its product G-rich RNA sequence binding factor 1 (gene grsf1). Gene Ontology annotation, molecular function: RNA binding. Lineage: Eukaryota; Metazoa; Chordata; Actinopteri; Syngnathiformes; Syngnathidae. The record is from RefSeq and is a predicted model, not a curated record.